This is a messenger RNA of Anolis sagrei ordinatus, 1593 nucleotides long. It is a transcript of the gene CRELD2, whose product is annotated as cysteine rich with EGF like domains 2. Lineage: Eukaryota; Metazoa; Chordata; Lepidosauria; Squamata; Anolidae. The record is from RefSeq and is a predicted model, not a curated record. Gene Ontology annotation, molecular function: calcium ion binding.
GAUUCUGAAUGGCCCCGGCGCGGAGCCGGCGUCCUCUCGCUGGCAUUGCCCGGCCGGUGGGCCGAGUGAGCCAGCCAAGGAGCCAUGGCCCUCGCCGUGCUUUACCUCGCCGCCUUCGCGCUGCCUGGGCUGGCUGCCGGCUCCGACCAGCGGCUCCGACAGGCUUGCGAGACCUGCCGCGGCAUCACCGAGCGCUUCGGCAAGGGUCUAACAGAUACUGCAAAAAAGAACUUUGGAGGUGGCAAUACAGCUUGGGAAGAAAAAACACUAUCUAAAUAUGAGUCCAGUGAAAUUCGUCUUGUAGAAAUCAUCGAGAACCUAUGUGACAGUAGCAAUUUUGAAUGCAACAACAUGGUAGAGGAACAUGAAGAGCAUAUAGAGACCUGGUGGUUCAAAUGGAAGAAGAAGCACCCUGAUUUGUUCAAGUGGCUUUGUAUAGAAACCAUUGAAGUUUGCUGUCCUGCUGGAACACAUGGACCAGACUGUAUUGCUUGCCGUGGGGGAUCCGAAAGACCUUGCCAUGGAAAUGGGCGCUGCGACGGAGAUGGUACAAGAAGUGGAGAUGGAUCAUGCAGCUGUAAAAACGAAUACACAGGAGAAUUUUGUUUGGACUGCUCCAAUGGCUACUACAACUCUUACAGAAAUGAUACACAUUCUAUUUGUACAGCUUGCCAUGAUUCAUGUAAAACAUGCACUGGUGCAACUAAUACAGAUUGUAAAGAGUGUAAAGAAGGCUGGAGUAGAAAUGAAGAUGCCUGUGUAGAUGUGGAUGAAUGUGCUGUAGAGGACUCUCCUUGCAAGACUGAUCAAUAUUGUUUAAACACGGAUGGCUCAUACUCAUGCAAAGCAUGUGAUCCAAGCUGUUUGGAGUGCACAGGAGAGGGGUCCAGCAGAUGUAAAAGCUGCACAUCAGGCUAUGAAAUGAAGGAGGAAAAAUGCACAGAUGUGGAUGAGUGUGCGCUCUCUGAAAAAUUGUGCACAAGAGAAAAUGAAGACUGUAUCAACACACCAGGUGGUUACAAAUGUGCCUGUGCAGAAGGUUUUCAAGACAGUGACGGUGUCUGCAUCCCAACUGUAAAACUUGAAAAGGAAACGCCCGUCAAUGUUUCUUCACUUAAUGCACAUGAGGACUUAUGAUCUACAUUCCCAGACAAGAGAGACUGAUCUCAAACUCCUAAAUUAUUGGACUGAGCAACCACUACCUGAAAUAAUAUAUAAAUGGUAUUAAAUAAGGGCAUUUUGCCAAUUUAUUUCUCGUUGGAAGUGGACAAUGAGUUGCCCUUACCUUACAGCUGCAUUCCUUUUAAAAAUGUAAAAACGUGCUACUUUUUAUACUGCUGUUAAAUUAUCCUGGCAGAAGUGACCCGAGAGAGAGAACUAUCACAAGCAUCUAGCAUUCAUAAUUCCUCGUGAAACAAUGGAAAAAAUUAAUCAUCAGAUCAAAUAUUCUUAGAUAUGGUUGAUUUUUCUACAACUAAAACUUGUCUUUUCAAUACUGAUAAAAAGGGAUCCUUUGUGGAGGGAAGGGAGUGCUUGGAAAACACUUGUGUAACCUGAAUGUCAAGUGUGGCAUUCAAUAAAGAUUUAUUUUGA